Molecule: messenger RNA, 1410 nt
Organism: Saccharomycodes ludwigii
Lineage: Eukaryota; Fungi; Ascomycota; Saccharomycetes; Saccharomycodales; Saccharomycodaceae
Gene: UBX4
Product: Ubx4p
Exons: 1
Coding region: 1-1410 (469 amino acids)
Molecular function (GO): protein binding
Source: RefSeq, a predicted model, not a curated record
AUGUCAAUUAGCGUUGAAUACCAAUUUAGGACAUUUAAACCUACUAUUACUCCAGGAUCCACAUUAAAUGAUGUCUUAAGACAAACUUUGAACCAUUUCAAAUUGUCAUCCUCGAUCAAAGGAGACCAAGAGGAAUGGGCUUUAUCAACACAACAACAGAAAGAUAACGUUAAACCUUUGGAUUUGAAUAUUCCCUUGAGAUAUUUAAAUUUGCCACAAGGUUGUAAACUACUUUUACAUAAGGUUGAAAAACCAUCAACAAAGAAUGGUGAUUAUAACACUUUUUUCAAGUUGAAAUUUCAAAUCAUAACAACUAGCAUUGGUGGUGGUGCCAAUAAUUCUACUAAAACCAAAAUUUUAAAGACAAAUAAAAAUGAAAAAGUUUUAGAUGUUUUAAUAAAACAUAUAGAUAAUGAUCUAUUGCACAAGGAAAAUUUUAAAUUGCAAGUUUUCAACAAAGUAUUUGAAAAGAAUGAUAUAACUAAUAUGACUACUUUUGAAGAUAUCAAUGUUAUGGAAGAUAUGAUGAUUCGUUUGUCUAUUAUUGGGAAAGAUAAUAAAACUGAGGACACGACAAUCAACGCCACCACUAAUAAUAUCAGGGACCCAACACCCAAUGCUACUACUAAUACUAUAGACAAUAAGCAUAAUAAAAUAGAAAAAAAACAUGUUGUACAGGAAAAGGGCAAGGAAGAAAAAAAUAUGGUACAAUUGCAUCAACCUGUUUUGUAUGAACCUUCUGAACAUCCGCAAGUUGAAAUUUCAAAAAUUAUUGAGGAAAAUGAUAAUGCAAUGGACUAUACUUUGGAUGUGGACGAUGUUAAAAAAUACCAAAAAAUGCUAAACAAGAUGGCUAACAGUAAUAGAACUUCCCAUGAUUUAAAGAACUCAGUAAAAAAAAUCACCACUUGCGAAGUUAGAGUUAGAUUUCCUGAUAGAUCAUUCUUAAGUUCUUUUUUUAAACCGGAUGAAAGUGCACAUGAAUUAUAUGAAUUUGUACGUAAAACUUUAUUAUCUUUUGAAUUAGAAUUUGAAUUGUAUUUAUCGCAUCCAUAUACAAAGAUCCCUGAUGAUUUUAACUUGAAAUUAGUUGACGAUUUGAAAUUUGAAUCCAAAACCAUGGUUGUUUUAUUAUCUAAGUCAUCAGGGCCCUAUUUUAAAUCUGAUAUUGAAGUUAAAUCCUUGAAUAUUCAAGAUAAUAAUAAUGGUUACUCAAAGCAUGAAGAUACAAAAACCUCUAAUGUGCCUUUACUUGGAAAAAAUGCGCAACAUGCCGAACCAAUUAUUGGCGAUACUAAGGAGCCUAACAACAACAACAACAACAACAAUAAUAAUAAGAAGGAUAUUGCUAAGAAUAAACAUGAUAUACAAAAAAAAAUGUCAAAAUUUUUAAGAUUAAGCAAAAAAUAA